UUUAAUGAUCGAACCGACAGAAAGUGAGGACAAAGCAGAAUUGGAUCGGUACUGUGAUUCUUUGAUUGCAAUCAAACAAGAAAUAGAGCAAAUAGCUAAAGGACAACUACACAUUGAUCUCUACAAAGUAGGGAUGAAAAUAUUGAACUACUUAUUUUUGUAUAUUCAGAAUGCCCCACACACACAAGCAGUUUUGAUGGCCGACAUUUGGGACAGACCUUACAGUCGAGAACAAGCUGGUUGGCCAAAGCCAUGGUGUCUUACUCCAAGGAAGGUAUGGCCAUCCUGUGGAAGAAUUGAUGAUUCUUUUGGUGAUAGAAAUUUGGUAUGCAUGUGUCCUUCCGUUGAAGAAUUGGCACAUCAAUAA
Meloidogyne enterolobii is the source of this 367-nucleotide messenger RNA. Lineage: Eukaryota; Metazoa; Nematoda; Chromadorea; Rhabditida; Meloidogynidae. The record is from the annotation of a GenBank genome assembly.